GUUUAGCGCCGAACAAUGCCACUGGGCUCCAGGCCAAGUUGAUGGAGCUCUCCACGCCCGGGAACGCAAAUUUCAGGCAGUGGCUAACCAAGGAAGAGGUGAAGUCAUACAUGGAGCCUUCGGCAGCGACGGUGUCUGCUUUCAACACAUUUGCUGCGUCAAAUGGCUUGAAGACGACUGGGACCUCCCCCAACGGCGACUGGGUGUCCGUGACUCUCCCUGUCUCACAGGCCAACGAACUGUUCAACGCCAGCUUCGAGCUGUUCACGCACCCUGACCUGGACGUCAAGAUUCCGCGCACGAUGACUGUCUCCCUGCCGAGCGAUAUCGUCGGUGUGGUCGAUGUGAUACACCCUUCGACCUCGUUUGUCAAGCCCGUGGCUCGAUUGGCCCGGGCGCCCAUGAAAAUCGGUGUUCCGAAAGAGAAGCGCGCUAUCUCGGCCUCGUGUAAUACUAAUCUCGCGAGCAAUUUCAUGAACCCAGCGUGUCUGCAGGAGAUCUAUCAGCUCCCGACGACGGCUGCAACCGCAAAAAACAAUUCGUUGCUAGUCACCGGUUAUGCUGACCAGUAUGCCGAGAUCUCUGACUUGAGGACAUUUUUAGCAAAGUUCCGACCGGAUGUUGCCACCGGGUCAAACGCGACAUUCGCGCUUGAGACAGUUGAUGGAGGCGAGAACAUUCAAGACCCGAACUUGGCUGGGGGCGAAUCGAAUUUAGAUAUCCAAUACACUGUUGGACUGGCUACCGGAGUUCCUGCCACGUUUUUGUCCGUUGGAGGCACCGAUUUCGCGACCAUGUUAAUUGACACGACAACCUUUCUCGAUGGUGUGAGCAACCCGCCGUGGGUGAUGACCACAUCGUACGGAGUUGCCGAGUCGACUUUCAGCAAAUCCGUAGCAAUCCGAAUCUGUAACGGUUUCAUGGCGCUAGGAGCCCGAGGAAUCUCCGUUGUCUUUGCCGCUGGAGAUGGGGGUGUUCGGGGUGCUCAUGACUCGAAGAAAGAGUGCAAAAACAAUACAUUCACGGCAGAGUUUCCCGCGGCGUGCCCGUUCCUGACGUCCGUCGGCUCAACGAUCGGGCUCCCCGAAACGGCGGCCAACUUCACGAGUGGAGGGUUCUCGGAUGUAUUUCAGUCGCCAGCGUAUCAGACAACCCAGGUCGCGUCUUUCCUCAAGACCGUUCCGUCCGAUUUCAAGGGCAUCUUCAACCGCACGGGGCGUGGCUUCCCUGACGUGGCCGUCCAAGGCUAUAACUUCGAGCUCAUCAUCAGUGGCGCACUGGAGUCGAUCAGCGGGAGCAGCGCCUCGUCGCCCACGUUUGCCGCGAUCGUCGCGCUUGUCAACGACCGGCUGUUGGCCGCUGGGAAGCCCGUUCUCGGAUUUCUCAAUCCGUUCCUGUAUGCCAACCCACAGAUGUUCACUGACAUCGACACCGGGCGCAACACGGGCGAUGUCUGUCCUCCCUCCUCGGUCGCGUUUGAAGCCACAAAGGGCUGGGAUCCGUUGACUGGCAUGGGCACACCCAUCUUCCCCAAACUUCUAGCGGCUGCGAUGGGAUGAAGAAUCCCCUCCGCAAUAUGGUCUGGGAGCCAAUAGACUACGACCUCGAACACAGCCUGUUCAUAAUCCAUACACGAACAUGCUAAAUGUGUCACACCACAUCUUACACUGUCUUGGCUAGGGAUCCAUGACCAAACUCCGUCGACGCGCAAUCGGGUUCUGUGGCCUGAGAAUCCCUCGUAGCUUUCGAGUGGGAUUGCGGCCUCCACGAGCCUUGUGAGUUGAGAUUGACACUGAGCGAGACCGCGUGGGCGGAUGUGUCUUCGCGGUGAAGCGAGAGUCGAGCGCGCGAAUUGAGGAUCUUACAAAGACGUCAACAUGUGCCGAAGAGCCGAAGGCGAACCGAGCACUCACAAGCAGAAUGCUGUUGGAAUACACCUUCGACAGGCCCAUGCACACACCUAGAUGAAAGCUCUCCCCAGGAAAGGAGAUGAAGAGACUCAGAUCGAUUAACGCCAAUCCCGCACAGAUAAACCCCAUAAGCGCAGUAACCUUGAUGACACGUCCAAGCAUGUGCUCCGUCGCUUGUGUGAAGCCCGGUGUGCGCGCUUUCAGGAGAUAGUAGCAGGUCCCGGCAACGAUGAUGAUAUCGUUCACGGCUGUCGAGGCCAGCCACGCGACCGGAACUUUGAAGAAGUUGAACUGCAGGUUGGAGAACCUCCCGCGUUGGCUGAUUUGCACACCAGUCCCGAUGCCGGCACCGCAUUGGACGACGGCGAGCUGUUCUCGAUGCGUGAGGAGCGACGUCAGAGGCAGGGAAGGCAUAGAGACCGACCAAGGCGAUGAGACCCGGUAGCAG
Molecule: messenger RNA, 2358 nt
Organism: Mycena citricolor
Lineage: Eukaryota; Fungi; Basidiomycota; Agaricomycetes; Agaricales; Mycenaceae
Source: the annotation of a GenBank genome assembly